UCCAAAUUGGAGCCUAACCAAUAAUUAUCUUUUAGAAAGGUAGCAGACACACAAGGAUAAUGGCUCAGUCAACUAGUAGUAACUCUGGAAAGAAGCUUGUUCAAAUUGAUGUCAGUUCAGAUACAGUAUGCCCAUGGUGCUUUGUGGGCAAAAGAAACUUGGACAAAGCUAUUGCUGCAUGUAAGGAUCAAUUUGACUUUGAGAUUAAAUGGCACCCAUUUUUUCUUAAUCCUUCUGCACCUAAAGAAGGUGUCAAUAAGAGAGAAUAUUAUGAGAAGAAGUUUGGAUCUCGAGCUGAAGGAAUCAUAACUCGGAUGACUGAGGUUUUUAGAAAUCUUGGACUGGAAUAUAACAUGUCUGGACUCACGGGAAGUACUCUUGACAGCCACAGGCUUAUAUAUUUUGCUGGGCAGCAGGGCCUUGAUAAGCAACAUAAUCUUGUGGAGGAGCUUUGUCUUGGCUACUUCACUCAGGGAAAAUACAUUGGUGAGAGGGAAUUUCUUCUGGAGUGUGCUAGCAAGGUUGGGGUGGAAGGAGGAGCAGAGUUUCUUGAGGACGCUAACAAUGGACUUAAGGAGGUUAAUGAGGAGCUCAACAAGUACUCUUCUCAUAUCUCUGGAGUCCCUCAUUAUGUGAUAAAUGGGAAACACCAGCUGAGCGGAGGCCAACCACCUGAAGUCUUCAUGAGAGCUUUUCAAGUGACUACAAACUGAUGUUACUUCCCCGCAGCAGAUAUUCAAAGUAAAAAUGCUCAAUUAGCUACCAAUAAAAUUUCCCUGUAAUAUGAAAUUUCUAGAUACAGUAUAAACCUUCAUCUUUUACAGAAAAACGAAUCAAUGAUCUAAGCUUUCUACCCAUAACUUGAAAUACUCUUUACAGUGCUCCAAUUUUCGUGUUUUUCUAUACUAACUUCGUUGAGUUUACAGAGAAUCAACCAGCAUGGUAAUU
This is a messenger RNA of Rubroshorea leprosula, 948 nucleotides long. Lineage: Eukaryota; Viridiplantae; Streptophyta; Magnoliopsida; Malvales; Dipterocarpaceae. The record is from the annotation of a GenBank genome assembly.